Messenger RNA from Ceratotherium simum simum (southern white rhinoceros), 2379 nucleotides. It is a transcript of the gene DEDD, whose product is annotated as death effector domain containing. NCBI's taxonomy places the organism in Eukaryota, Metazoa, Chordata, Mammalia, Perissodactyla, Rhinocerotidae. Gene Ontology annotation, molecular function: protein binding; DNA binding. The record is from RefSeq and is a predicted model, not a curated record. Gene Ontology annotation, biological process: apoptotic process; regulation of apoptotic process; extrinsic apoptotic signaling pathway via death domain receptors. Gene Ontology annotation, cellular component: nucleolus.
GCCUCUCCCCUCCCCCACGCCCGCGGCGGCGGCGGCGGCGGCGGCGGCUGGAGCCCGGAUGCGGCGCGGUGAGACAGCCCCGGGAGAGCGGCGCGGAUGGAUCCAACAUGGCGGCGCCGAGUCUGAGCCGAGAGAAGAGACCUGGGAAAUUAAGUUUCUUGCCGAGUAUAGUGGGGAUUGCAGCUGCUGAGCAGGGAUUCUGGAAAGCAUUGCGUACCUGAGCCCCCAGCAUGGCGGGCCUAAAGCGGCGGGCAAGCCAGGUGUGGCCAGAAGAGCAUGGUGAGCAGGAGCAUGGGCUGUAUAGCCUGCACCGCAUGUUUGACAUCGUGGGCACCCACCUGACACACAGAGAUGUGCGUGUUCUUUCCUUCCUCUUUGUUGACGUCAUUGAUGACCACGAGCGUGGCCUCAUCCGAAAUGGACGUGACUUCUUAUUGGCACUGGAGCGCCAGGGCCGCUGUGAUGAGAGUAACUUCCGCCAGGUGCUGCAGCUGCUGCGCAUCAUCACUCGCCAUGACCUGCUUCCCUACGUCACCCUCAAGAGGAGACGGGCUGUGUGCCCUGAUCUUGUAGACAAGUAUCUGGAGGAGACAUCAAUUCGCUAUGUGACCCCCAGAGCCCUCAGCGAUCCAGAACCGAGGCCUCCCCAACCCCCUAAAACAGUGCCUCCCCACUAUCCUGUGGUGUGCUGCCCCACUUCAGGCCCUCAGAUGUGUAGCAAGCGGCCAGCUCGAGGGAGAGCCACACUUGGGAGCCAGCGAAAACGCCGGAAGUCAGUGACACCAGAUCCCAAGGAAAAGCAGACAUGUGACAUCAGACUGCGGGUUCGAGCUGAAUACUGCCAGCACGAGACUGCUCUGCAGGGCAAUGUCUUCUCUAACAAGCAGGACCCACUUGAGCGCCAGUUUGAGCGCUUUAACCAGGCCAACACCAUCCUCAAGUCCCGGGACCUGGGCUCCAUCAUCUGUGAUAUCAAGUUCUCUGAGCUCACCUACCUCGAUGCAUUCUGGCGCGACUACAUCAAUGGCUCAUUACUAGAGGCACUUAAAGGUGUCUUUAUCACAGACUCCCUCAAGCAGGCUGUGGGCCAUGAAGCCAUUAAGCUGCUGGUGAAUGUGGAUGAGGAGGACUAUGAGCUGGGCCGACAGAAACUCCUGAGGAACUUGAUGCUGCAAGCAUUGCCCUGACCUUUUCCCCCUUCUCACUUCUCUGGGGGACUGUUCCCACCACCCACCUCUGGAGCUUACAUACUGUUCUGGGGUUUGUUCUCUACCCUUUCAACCAAUCACACCCCUGCCUUUUUUUUUUUUUUUAAAGGAAAAGACAAAGGAAAAUGGAAGUGGUGUUCCCCACCCCUCCCUGCACCCAUGUGCCUGGGCUUCCCCUUUGUUCCCCUUUUCCACUUAUCCCCCUAAUGUAUGUCUCUACAGCCACCUUGCCACUGAGCCGUAAGACAAAUGUAUAGAGAGAAGCAAAGUCUAUAGAACAUAGUCUUUGUAAGGGAUUGAAGUGAACACUGCUUUUGGGUGCAUUGAGGGGUUAUCAGUACUUCUGGCUUUAUGGGGGCUCUUAAAUUUUGUCUGAAAAACCAAAGGGCUGUGAGUAAGGGAGCUAUGUGGAAGGUGGGACUCUGAAGUGUAUUUUGGAAAUUAAUCACCACCCUCUCCCAAAUUAUAGAAUUUUUAAAAAACAAAGAAGCUGUGGCCCUUUCCACUCUCCUGGCCUCUGGUGCUGCUCCUCUCUGCCUUGUUUCCUCCAUUCCAUGGCUUGAAACCUCUGCCUGGUGUGGUUCCUUUUCUUCCUUUGUCAAACCCUCUUCAAGGGAGUAAUAGGUAAGAGGACUAGGUCAGCCUAGUCACCUCUCCCAACUGUGGUGUGUGUGUGUACACACAUACACAGGGUGGAUGGAGAAGUUGUUGCUAAUUAAAAUACACUCCCCCUAAAAAGGGGAAGGGGGAGUGUGACACUUUCCUUCCAUGUUCAAGUGAAAAUAAAUAAUGUACCCUGCAGCCCUUUUCCCCUUUGCUUUCUUAUGACUUGGGCAAAGGGCAUCAUAGGUGAAAGUGAAGUAAUUCAAUAUCAACUCCUUUCUUCUUUUUCCUUCCCCAUCCUCUACCCCCAAUCCCACUCCCAAGCUUGGGAGCAUGGGGCUGGGACAUGCACUGAGUGUUGCACUUUUAUUUAGGUGGGGAGGCAUGUUGAGUGAGCCAGGAAGCCUAGAACUGGAGCCCAGUCCAGCUGGUACAAUACCACCUCCCUUUCAGCUCCCAGAGGAGAUGUCCAGACACAGACUUUAUGAUUAUAUUUUUUUCAAUGCCAGUGCUGCUCAGCCCUCAGCGUAACUUCAGUUUUCAUGAAAUAAACAGUGACUACAUAAAA